Messenger RNA from Drosophila bipectinata, 4081 nucleotides. RefSeq lists its product as uncharacterized. The record is from RefSeq and is a predicted model, not a curated record. Gene Ontology annotation, molecular function: serine-type endopeptidase activity. NCBI's taxonomy places the organism in Eukaryota, Metazoa, Arthropoda, Insecta, Diptera, Drosophilidae. Gene Ontology annotation, biological process: proteolysis.
CAGACAAACGAACAGCACCAAAGGUGCAGAAAGUGAGUGAAGUGAAAGGAUAACACGGACGAUCAGUUGCAUAAGGAUUAUCGAGACACACACACACAGAGAUAGCUACUCAAUUGGAUUAUUAAACUUGAAACAAGAGAUCUUCACCAUGAGAAUAAGAGCGAGCCUAGUGGCAGUUCUCCUGCUGGCCAGCGCAUCCGCCUGGGCGGAUGACUCCAACUGGGGCAACGAGUGGGCGCCCAUGGAGGAUGCCAUGCCCAGUCGCCGAUCGGUGGACGUUAAGCCAGCCGACCCCGCCGACAUCCAGGGACGCUACCUGGUCCACGAAUCCCACAGCCAGACCCAGACUCAGAGCAACAGCACCAGCGAAAUCGAUGCGGUCAUCGAACAACUGAUCAACUCCCGCCGGGAAGGACGCAAUCUUGGCGAGUACGAUGCCGUCUACGCCGAUGGCAACAUCGACCAGGCUCUGCAGCAGGGCAACGACCUGCAGGCACGCAACCUCAUCCGCGACAAGCUGUGCGGUCUCGGACUUAUGAGCUGCGAUGUGGAGGAGAAGCGUCCGUUUUACUCGACCAUCUACGCCCAGGGCCCACCCCCGCCAUCCGGAAGCUUCAGCGGCCCCUACGGUCCGGCCAAGCCCAUGCCCCCACCAAGCUACUUCAGCGGCCGUCCUCCCAUGUCUGGCGCCUUCGGUCCCCCACCCAGCUCCCUGAACUCCUUCGGACCCCCCAGGAAGGUCGGCUACGAGGGACCCUACAAGCCAAUGUCCGGACCUUACAGGCCAACUGGACCAGGAGGUUACUUGGAACACCCCCCACCAUCUGCUAUUGACGGCUCCUCCGAUGGCAUCACCUACACGAAGCCCCCUCCUGGAGCUCUGAUCUACGACAGCAAGCCCCCAGGACCCAUCUAUACCGGAGGACCUUCCCUGGGUUCCGGACCUGUUUACCCCGGUGCUCCCAACGGAGUUCCCCCCUACAACUUUGAGAAUCCCGAAGGUGGUAUUCAGGGGGCCAGUUCCGCCCCCAACGGCUUCUACUCGCAGCAGUCCUCGGCUUCCUCCUCCUCGGCCACGUCCUCCUCCACUAAAGUAGUGGUUGGAGCCCCCAUUGACGCCGGCUUGCAGCAGCAUGUCCACCACCACUACCACCAUGUGGAGGGUGCCGAUGGAGCCAAGGUCCCCAGUGUGCCCAUUCCUGUCGGAGCUGGUCAGACCAUCAACACGGACUUCAGCGCUCUGGCCCAGUCCUCGGCCACUUACACUCCCUCUAUUCAGACCACUUCCGGAUCGGGCUACUCCCAGUCGAACGCCUUCAAUGCUGGAUUCAACGGUGCCUCCCAGGGCGGACUUCUUUCCCAGAACGGUUUCAGUGGCUUGUCUCAGAAGCCCUCUGACCUGUACAAGCCCAGCUCCGGCGACAUCUACAAGCCUAACUCUGGUCUUGGAAACUUUGGUGCCAGCAGCUCCGGAGGAUUCAGCGGAUCCCCCAGCUCCAGCUACCACAGCCAGAACCCCGACUACUACAAGAAGGAACUCCAGGCCGGCGCUUCUAACCAGUACAAUGGAAUAUCUGGAGGUUACCAGGGUCAGAGCCAGGGACAGUACCAGGGUGGCUAUGACACCUCCCGUCAGCAGAUCGUGGACUGCCAGUGUGUGCCCAUUUCCCAGUGCCCGGCUGCCGAUCGCAUUGGCCGCAAGGAGGAUCUAAUCCUCCCCAUCGACCCCCGAAACCUGGGCAAGGACAUCGAGGCUCUCAGUGACGAUGUUGCUGCCAGCAACGCCACCGUGAAGGCUGAAUCCAAGAAGGACGAGGACAAGACUGACAAGGAUGACAAGAAACGUUCCCGUCGCCAGGCCGAUGGUGCUCAGAAGGACGAGGAUGCCAGCGAUCUCUCGCUCGACGCUCAAGGGAGACAGGCGCCGCUCGGAGGAUCUCCCUUGGCGCUGCCUGCCCUCCAGGCCAUCGAACUGAUCCAACGAAAGGUGCUGCCUACCUACGGCGUAAGCUUUGGUCUGCCCUAUCCCACUGGUGGAUAUGGAGGCUAUCCAGCGAAUGUCCUGGGUGAUUACUACCCCGCCCAGAACCCCAACUUCGGUUCUGUGGGCCCCAAUGGCCUGAACCUUGGACUGGUGAACGUGAAUCCUUUGGUGUCAGUGCAGGUGGCCAAAACGGACUACGGCGAGAAGGUGGUGAAGCCACUGGUGAACCUCCAUGUCACCCCGAAUGCCAAUCUCAUCCAAAAGGUGGGAGACUUCUUCAAGAGAAAGCCCGCCGAGGUGCACAGCACCCAUUACCACCACCAUGAUCACUACACAGGCUACGAGCAUCAUGGCUACGAUCACCAUGAUCACCACGAUCACCAUGAUCACUCGUAUCCGCACUACUACGGAGGAUCGGGUCCCCACUUCAGUGUGGAGAUGGUGCCGAGUACUCCGAUCUUUGAGUACCACAGCGGUCCCUCGGUGCCCGUUUCGCAUCACCAUCACCACGAACCAUCCCCCUACGAGAGCUCCUUCAACUCGAUCUAUCCGGGAUCCGCCCCUGAUUUCGGAGGCUUUGGUGAAUACUCGCAGCAUGUGGAGCGGAGCGCCAACGUGAGCAGCGAGGGUUCCAGUCGUCGUGGCAAGCAGUUGACCCUCGGACCCCUUUACAAUAUCCCCACUCCGGCUCCUGGAGAGUCAGCGGGCAGUGAUCGAAUCACCUUUCCCAGGGAUCGCAGGCGCAGAAGCCUCGAGGAUGGUGUGUGGGCGGGAGCAGCUCCUGAGGAGCAGCGUGCUUACUACGGCAACCGUCCUGUGGAGAAGACCUGCCGCAUCAACGAGGUCUGCUGCCGUCGUCCCCUCCGCCCUCAGGCUCCUCCCCAGCAGCUCGGUCGUUGUGGCGUGAGGAACGCCGCUGGCAUCACCGGUCGCAUCAAGAACCCCGUGUACGUGGACGGAGACAGUGAGUUCGGCGAGUAUCCCUGGCACGUGGCCAUCCUGAAGAAGGACCCCAAGGAGUCGAUCUACGCCUGCGGUGGCACCCUCAUCGACGCCCAGCACAUUAUCUCCGCUGCCCAUUGCAUCAAAUCUCAAAAUGGCUUCGACUUGCGUGUGCGCCUGGGCGAGUGGGAUGUCAACCAUGACGUCGAGUUCUUCCCCUACAUCGAACGCGAUGUGGUUUCCGUGCACAUCCAUCCCGAGUACUAUGCCGGAACUCUGGACAAUGACCUGGCCAUCCUCAAGCUGGACCACCCUGUGGACUUCACCAAGAAUCCCCACAUUAGUCCCGCCUGUCUGCCCGACAAGUACUCCGACUUCACUGGAGCCCGCUGCUGGACCACUGGCUGGGGCAAGGACGCUUUCGGAGAGCACGGAAAGUACCAGAACAUCCUCAAGGAGGUCGAUGUGCCCAUUCUGUCGCACCACCAGUGCGAGUCCCAGCUAAGGAACACCCGUCUGGGAUACAGUUACAAACUCAACCCAGGAUUUGUGUGCGCCGGUGGUGAGGAGGGCAAGGACGCCUGCAAGGGUGACGGCGGUGGUCCCCUCGUCUGCGAGCGCAACGGAGUCUGGAACGUGGUGGGAGUGGUGUCCUGGGGAAUUGGCUGCGGCCAGGUGAACGUACCCGGCGUGUACGUGAAGGUCUCGGCCUACCUGCCCUGGAUCCAGCAGAUCACCCAAAGCUACAAAUGAUUAACGGAGCAGGAGGAAUACCACGGGCAGGAGCAUCAUCCGACUGAUCACAAGGUAACUGCCUACCACGCAGACACCUCCAGUGUCAUCGUCGACGAUGCCUCCUCCGAUGAGUUUGUUUUUCACUUCUGACCGAAGCCAUCACAAAAGCACUUGUGCAACUCUCGAAUCCGUUCGAUUGUCGCAUUCGUCAUCGUAUUUAUCAGCGUCGUCACUCUUAUUUAUUACGAAUGUUACUUUGUCUGUUAUUCUAUUUGUUAUAUUUUAUAUCACGCGCCCACAGUCGCCCCGACUCACAUCACUUCACUCCACUCAUUAGCGGCCCACUGCGGUUAUUACUUAAUUGGCGACGCACAUAGUCGCGUCAUCUGGUUGAUAUUAAUUGUCUUGUACAUUCGAGUU